UACCUUUAUUAAAACAAACAAAAAAAUAUUAUAUAGUCCAUAUCACCUUUACAUUAUUCACAAGUUGUUAUGUUCUCCAAGCUCCCCUAUCAUUGUGUUGCCUUUACAAAACUUAGCCACCCCUUCUUCUGUCAUAAAAGCCUAAGGUUUGUGUGUGUCACUAUGAUGGAUAUCUCUUUUCCCAAUGAGCUUGGCAAGAUGAGUGCAAGUAGCUGCAGCCAAGAGAUGUGCUUCUACAGUGCACCAUCUAGUCCUAGCAGACUCAAAUUAAGACCAUCUUGUGGUUUUCAUACAUGCCCCACAACACCAAGAGCAUAUGAAGAAGAUGCUAACUCCAAUUUAGACGACUUUGAAUUUGAAACCGGUCACAGUUUCAAUCUCAGUCACAUGGUCAUUGAGACAAACCAAAAAGAUGUUAACACAUUCCAUCACCAACAAAGGUUUUGUGAGGAUUCAAUGCCAGCUAUGGCAUUUGCUGAUGAGCUAUUCAGUAAUGGUAGAGUCCUGCCACUGCUACCACCUCUCAAACUUCCUCCAAGGCUACUUCAGAAUGGAGAUGGAAACAUGGUGAGUACUCAAAGUUCAAGAAUGGUGUCGCCAAGGUCCCCGGGGUUGAUGCUUAGGCUUCCAUUUUCGCGUCAUAGUUUGUGGGAUGAUGAGUUUGAUCCAUUCAUGGAGGCUCUCGAGAAGGUCAAAGAAGAAAAAAAAAGAGGGAAAACAAAGGCAAAACAUGGUAUCAGAAGGACUAGAUCUCUUUCACCAUUAAGAGGCUUCAACAACAAGUCUGAAAAACAUGUGGGACAAUCACAGUCAAAUCAACCUAAGUCACAUUGUGGUGAGGUUCAGAAAGAGCCAUUUCAGCAAGCAUCAAGAAGGGUAAAUUUGCUAUCUGAGCCUGAAGGGUUGGUGUUUACAAGACAAGUGAGACAAAUGGGAGAGGGAAAUCAUAGGAACUUUGAGGCCCAGAGGAUCUCAGUUUCCAAACUUGCUAGGGAGACAAAGAAAGAUGAGAAUCAAAGAGGUGGUUUUUGGACAAGGAAUAGAAAGAAGGGAAUUAUAAAGAAGCUUCUCUUUGGGAGUGGAAAAAAGGGGAAAGCCAGUUCUCAACACAACAUAGAAGAUAAAAAAGAAGAACCAGAGAAGCCACCCUUGCUGAGAAAACUUGACAUUAAAUCUAUGACACAAUUACCCCAAUGGAAUAAAGAUGAAGCAACGGCUGAGUUGAGCAAAAUGAGAUUGGUAUGUCACAGGCCAGUGCCCCGAUUCUUUCUUUGCUUGGGUUAUGAGUGAGCGAAUUUGAAGUGAUUAAUAGCAGGUUUGGAUCAACCUCUCUUUCCUCGAAUGGCACGUAGAAGCUGCUCACACAAAGCUUCUCAUCAAAAUUGAUUUUGACUUCAGAAUCAAUUGUAAAAGGAUUUCCAAACAUGCACUAAGAUUCUCACAGGUCAUCUAAGUAGAAUAUAGAAUUUAGCUCAAAUGAAUGAUGAAAUAUUGUUGCUGUCUCUAUUUAUCACUUUGUCCUUUCUGGUGUGAAACCUAUGAUAGCAAUGUUGAGUAGAAAUUGUUAGUUGAAAUCCCUUUGACUAGCUAGAUACUUUCCCACGUGAAUUGGAAGCUCAACUUCCCUAACAAUGUCAUUCUCCCUUUAUAACCCUUUGUUCCAUCAAAGGAGUC
Molecule: messenger RNA, 1674 nt
Organism: Lotus japonicus
Lineage: Eukaryota; Viridiplantae; Streptophyta; Magnoliopsida; Fabales; Fabaceae
Exons: 1
Coding region: 70-1290 (406 amino acids)
Source: RefSeq, a predicted model, not a curated record